AUGUCGACCAUGAAACAAUGGGUUGUCGAGGGCAAGGACAGGGACUUUGACGGCCUGGUCUAUCAGGAUGCACCGGUGCCGGAAGUCGGCGAGAGUGAGGUGCUGGUGAAGUUUCAAGCCGUGUCGCUAAAUUACCGUGACUUGGUAAUUCCAAAGGGCCAAUACCCGCUAACGUGUAACUUCCCCAUUGUCCCUGCUUCCGACGGAGCUGGCGAGGUUGUCGAGGUCGGUUCCAGUGUCACCGAAUUCAAGAAGGGAGAUAAAGUGGCGACUCUGUUCAAUCAGGGACACCAGUACGGCGAGAUCGAUAUGCCCGCGUCACGUACUAGCUUGGGUGGUCUGAUUGAUGGUGCCCUGCGUGAAUAUGGGGUCUUCAACGAAAGGGGCCUUGUAAAGGCUGCUAAGAACCUCACUCCCCAGGAAAAUAGUACUCUAUCUUGCGCCGCUCUCACGAGUUGGAAUGCUUUAUACGGCCUGAAGCCAUUAAAGCCCGGUCAGACUGUCCUUGUCCAAGGAACUGGCGGUGUGAGCAUUUUCGGCUUGCAGUUUGCGAAAGCAGCCGGUGCAACGGUGAUCGCGACUACGUCCUCCGACCAGAAGGGGGAGAAGCUCAAAAAGCUCGGUGCCGACCAUGUUAUCAAUUAUAAGACCGACCCCAACUGGGGCGAAACCGCUCGCAAGCUCACUCCAGAUGGCGUGGGAUUGGACCAUAUCAUUGAAGUCGGGGGACCUGGAACCAUGCGCCAGAGCUUCAACUGCAUCAGGUAUGGCGGGGGCAUCAUCAGCGUGAUUGGUUUCCUAGGAGGUGUCAAUGCCCAAGAUCAGCCCACAGCCUUGGACGCACUGAGCAACAUUUGUAUAGUCCGUGGCGUGCAUGUGGGUAGCAAGGCUCUCAUGCGAGAUAUGAUCCGCGCGAUCGAGGCCAACGACAUCCACCCAGUUGUGGAUGAGAGGGUUUUCACUCUUGAGCAGGCCCGGGAGGCUUAUGAGUAUAUGUGGGCACAAAAACAUUUUGGAAAGUUGACCAUUAAAAUCAACUAA
Messenger RNA from Penicillium brasilianum, 1041 nucleotides. Lineage: Eukaryota; Fungi; Ascomycota; Eurotiomycetes; Eurotiales; Aspergillaceae. The record is from the annotation of a GenBank genome assembly.